AUGGUGACUCCAGUGACAGAGAAGUACAAGAAACCAACAAGAUCUUUGAUUAGACUUAAAAAUAUCAUUUUACUGAGGAUGAUGGUUUCAGAGAUCUUGCUGGUGGUACUGUUUCCUUCCCAGUUAAGCACAGUUCACAUUGUGAAAUGCAGUGUGUAUAAUCCACACCAUCCACCGCACACCUAUCAUCAACCAGGAGACCUCAUCAUUGGUGGCAUCGUUUCUCAUGGUGGCUUCAUCUCCAGUCCAAUCGACUUCACUGAAGACCCCCCUCCAGUAUUGCUUGAAGAUUUUAUUGUUGUGUCUAAGGCUUACCUGCUCAUCCUGGCCCUGGAAUUUGCAGUGAAGGAAAUCAAUGAAAACCCACAGAUCUUACCCAAUCUCACCUUGGGCUUCCACAUCUAUGACAGCUAUGACAAUGCAAGGAAGACCUAUCAUGCCACAAUGCUACUUAUAUCAGCACUUGAGAGAUUGAUCCCCAACUACAUAUUUCUGGGCAAUGUGGAGAACGGGGAUAUUUGCACUGGAGAGGAGAAGCUGGAAAAUCUCCCAGCACCAUUUUUUGAAAUGAGCAUGAAAGGACACAGCUACAGCAUCUACAAUGCCGUCUAUGCCUUGGCCUAUGCUCUAAAUGCCUUAUCCUCAUCUAGACUCAAAAACACAGAGAUGCUCCAUCACUUUCUGAAAGGUGUGUCAUUUAACAACAAUGCAGGAGAUGAGGUUUCCUUUGACCAGAAUGGGAAGUUAGUUGCUGGAUUUGAUGUAAUCAACUGGAUUGUUUCCUCAAACAACUCCUUUAAUUUCAUACAAGUUGGACGUGUGUCUCCGCAGAGCGUCCCAAGCCAAAUAUUCAGCAUCAAUGAAGAUGCCAUAACAUGGCACCAAUGGUUUAACCAAGAACAACCUUUUUCUGUAUGUAGUGAGAGUUGUCAUCCUGGAUCUAGCAAAAAAGUGAAAGAGGGAGAGCCAUUUUGCUGCUAUGAUUGCAUCCCAUGUCCAGAUGGGAAGUUUUCAGACCAAGAGGAUGUGGAUGAUUGCAAGAAAUGCUCAGAUGAAGACUAUCCAAGCAACACUCGGGAUUUCUGUAUCCCCAAGGACAUAAGCUUCUUGUCAUAUCAAGAACAUUUGGGGAUGGGUUUAGCCGGUGUCACUCUUUUCUUUUGUAUCACCACUUUAUUGGUGUUGGGAACAUUUAUGAAGCACCACAACACUCCCAUUGUAAAAGCCAACAACCGGGAUCUUACCUAUAUUCUCCUCAUCUCCCUCCUGCUCUGUUUCCUUUGCACGCUGCUGUUUAUUGGCCGUCCUCACAAAGUGACAUGUCUACUCCGACAGACUGCUUUUGGCAUAAUUUUCUCAGUGGCUGUUUCUUGUGUGCUGGCAAAAACCAUUACAGUGGUUCUGGCUUUCAUGGCCACCAAACCAGGAUCCAAGAUGAGGAAAUGGUUAGGGAAAACACUGGCCAAUUCCAUUGUUCUUUUCUGUUCCCUUCUCCAAGUAGGCAUUUGUAUUGUAUGGUUGUCAACAUCUCCCCCAUACCCAGAUGUUGACAUGCACUCAGUGACUGGAGAAAUUGUUUUGGAGUGUAAUGAAGGAUGUGUGACUAUGUUUUACUCUGCCCUGGGCUAUAUGGGCUUCCUUUCAAUUCUGUGUUUCAUGGUAGCUUUCCUUGCCAGGAAGCUGCCGGAUAGUUUCAAUGAAGCCAAAUUUAUCACAUUCAGCAUGGUAGUAUUUUGUGGUGUUUGGUUAUCUUUUGUUCCAGGUUAUCUGAGCUCCAAGGGAAAAUACAUAGUUGCUGUGGAGAUCUUCUCUAUCUUAGCCUCCAGCUCUGGACUCCUCGGUUGCAUCUUUUCUCCCAAAUGUUUCAUUCUUGUUUUGAGACCAAAGCUGAACAACAGGAACCAACUAAUAAGAAGAAUUUAA
Molecule: messenger RNA, 1923 nt
Organism: Elgaria multicarinata webbii
Lineage: Eukaryota; Metazoa; Chordata; Lepidosauria; Squamata; Anguidae
Product: vomeronasal type-2 receptor 26-like
Exons: 6
Coding region: 1-1923 (640 amino acids)
Biological process (GO): G protein-coupled receptor signaling pathway
Cellular component (GO): plasma membrane
Molecular function (GO): G protein-coupled receptor activity
Source: RefSeq, a predicted model, not a curated record